Trichomonas vaginalis G3 is the source of this 4134-nucleotide messenger RNA. Its product is annotated as leucine-rich repeat, isoform f-related family. Gene Ontology annotation, cellular component: lamellipodium; plasma membrane. NCBI's taxonomy places the organism in Eukaryota, Parabasalia, Trichomonadida, Trichomonadidae. The coding region runs from base 1 to 4134 and encodes 1377 amino acids. The record is from RefSeq and is a predicted model, not a curated record. Gene Ontology annotation, biological process: regulation of Arp2/3 complex-mediated actin nucleation; cell migration. The transcript has a single exon.
AUGAGUGAGAAAAUCUUUGUCAAGGAAUCCGACAUCAAGCAAUUCCCAGCAGAAUUGCAUCAUCCAUUAGCUCCUAUACUCUAUGCUGAAAAGGGUAUCAUGCCUGCCGCUACAAAAGAACAAAAGACAUGCGUCAUCGUUGUCACAAUGGCAGGUUUAUACCUUCUUCGUCCACAAUCUUUUCGUGGAUACAAGAUUGGCGCCUUUAUCAGUACUUAUGACUUAAUGGACAUUGAGAAAAUCAACGAAACAAGAAGAACUCUUAAGAGCAAACAUAAGUGUCUCUUCAUGGUUGCUGAUCACAUUGAUAUUGCUAUUGGUGAAAUCCUUAGAUCACGCGCCCUUCUUUUCCAGCACAUUGACGAUACUAAUCCAAUCAAAGUUCGUGGCUACAUGAAAUCACACGACUUAGAGGAAACAAGGUUAAACGACAUCUCUGUCCGUCGCUACUACUGCCUUUCAGUUGCUACUCAAUCCGCUUUAGAAGAAAGUUUGAUCGACUUCUUCAAGCAGGUAGAUCAAAACUACUCUCAUGUUAUCACAAUCCCAAGCCAUGUUCCUCUUCCAGAAGAUCCAAAGGCAUUAUAUGUCCCAAUUUGCUCACUUUCCAAUGUUUACCAGGUUAACUUCGAUAACGUUGCUCCAGAUUAUGUUUGCCAUGUCGCAUACAAGACAUUGAAGCACGCAAUCAACAUCAGAACUAUCAGAUUUGUUAAUUAUCAAACUAUGACACCAAAUCAACUCCGCUUUGACAAGUUCCAUGGACAGACCUUUGCUUUUGGCUUCAUCAACUGCAAGUUGUCAACAGACACAUGGAUCCAAAUCUUCACCCAGUUCGAGAAACUUGAUUGCUCUGUUAUCAAGUUCCAGGUCAAGCAAUGCGAGCUUACACAGGAGCAGUACGAGCUCAUCAUCAUGGCUCUCGCCAGAUGCAGAUGCUUCAGAACAGUCGAAAUUCUUGAUAUCGAUGGAAUCGUUUUCGAUGGCUUCUGGAAACCAAACACACCACUUCUUUCCAGCAAGGUCAUCGAAUUGGAGAGAUUCCUUACAGCUUAUUCCCUUUCACAGUGGAACAAGCCAUCUGUUUUCUGCAUCCCACACUUCUACAACUCAUUCAUGCUCUCUGAGAUCUGCCUUCGCGGACAGGACAUGAGCCAGCAAGUUGAGCCAUUCAUUAUCCCACCAAACCUCAGAACAAUCGACCUCGCAAACUGCCAGUUCACAUUUGCCGCUCUUCGUGCUUUCUUCAUCUCUCUUGCAUCGUUCAACAGGCACAUGAACAUUUCCUUUGCCAACUUGAACAUGCCAUCCGCUCAUUGGGAAUCAUUCUUCGACCAAAUUAACGAAAUCCCACGCAGCAAGAUCAUCUAUGAGCUUGACUGGUCCGGCAACAAGAUUUCAGACAAAUACGCCCAAGCUCUCGGUGAAUUCCUCUUCAAGGAGAAUCCAGUUCACUACCUUGCUAUUGAUUACAUCUUUACAGCAUCAACACUCAAUACUCUCAAGGUAUUCCUUCAGAGCUGCGACCCAAAGAAGCUUUGGGGCUUCUCAAUGAGAGGCAAUGCUUCUGCCAACGUGAACAAGCUCAUCUCAAGCCUCUUCAUCAUUCUCGAAGAGUUCACAGAGAUUACAGUCAUCGAUAUCUCCGGCCAGUACAUUACAUCCGAAGGUUUCAACAAACUUGGCGCAUUCAUCCAGAGAAGAAGAGUUCGUGAAGUCAGCGUUGACAGUACAUCAAUCGAAUCCCUCGACAAGUUCUACGAAUUAUGGGAGAGCUUACUUGCCGUCAGAUAUCUCAAAGCUGUCGGCCGUCCAUUCCAGGAUCUCGAGAGAUUGCACGCCAGCCUAGACGACUUCAAGCAGAAGCAGUUCAGAGAGGCCAUCAAGAAACUCAACAUGCCAAGUACAAGAAGAAUCAGAGAUAUGUACUACGGAUCAAGAGAAGCCCAGAAUGGCUACCUCACAGAAGAAGUUGAGAGAUUCCACAAGAUCUAUCCAAGAAUCCUCAUCGAAGAGGAAAGCCGCGAUAUCUACGGAAUUCUUCCAGAUUAUCCAGCUGAAGCAAGACCAUCCAUCUUUGCUUCAUCAGAUCGUGAUAAGCAAGUCCCACUUGAAGAAAUCCAGCAGAGAUCUCUCAUCGAUCCAUUCUUUGCUCCAAAGAUCUUCCCAAUGCAGUACGUUUUCUUCAUCCCACCAAUUCUUGGCGACGUCGCAAAGAAGCCAGGCCUUCUCUUCAAGACAGAGGCCAAGGAGCCAAACGAGAUCGAAGCUGUCAAGUUCCAGAAGAUGAUGGAGACAAUGCAGUACUCGAAUGCCAAGGAAACACUCUCAAAGUCUGUUGUUGUCGAGGAACAACCAGCAGAACCACCAACCCCAGUCCAGCAGACAAAGGUUGAAGAGGUCAAGGUCACUCAGACAGUCACUGUCGUCAAGGAGGAACCAAAGAAGCCAGCUCCAAUCAACAUCCCACCACCACAAGUCAUGAUCAGGGAAGAGCCAAAGCACACACCUCCACCACCUCCUCCAGCCCAGUCAUCAGGUGCAGCACCCCCACCACCUCCUCCUCCACCACCAGCAGCCGCAGAGAAGAAGGAGGAAGAGAAACCAGGAGAGCAGAAGAAGUGGGUUCCAAAGGCACCAGAAGGUGGACCACAGCCAGUCAAGGUUAUGCCAGUUGUCCCUCCAAAAGUCGAGGAGAAGAAGGAACCAGUUCCACAGCCGAUGACACCGCCAUUACAGGCAAAGCAGCCAACAGAGUCAUCAGAUUCAUACUCAUACAGCUUCAAGCCUGUCAAAGCUCCACCGCCACCAUUCAUCCCAUCUAUCCCACCACCAGUUGCUGCUCCAUAUGCUCCACAGAUCGUCCACGUUCCAGAGCCAUCAGAGCAGAAGAAGGUUCCACCUCCACCAGUCGUUGCUCCACCACCACCAAAGGAAACACCUCCACCACCAGUUGUUGCACCACCAAAGCAAGUUCCACCACCUGUUGUUGCUCCACCACCACCAAAGGAAACACCUCCACCACCUCCAAAGCAAGUUCCACCACCAGUUGCAGCUCCUCCACCACCAUCAAACGAACCAGCUGUGAUGGACAGAGAGCAAUACAGAAAGGUCAUGGCCAUCGAGCCAACACCAUGGCGUGUCGAUGAUCCAAGGAACAACCCAGGCUAUAAGCCAGAGAACCAGGAAGCUGAUGCUGAUAUCCAUGCAGCUCCUAAGCCAGAGCCACCAGCACCAGUUCCACCACCAAAGCCAGAGAUCAAGUUCAAGGAGAUCGAGAUCGCCAUCCUCGAGAUGUACGGUGCUCCACAGCCAUUCAGAACAUUCGAAGACGGCCCAGCAUAUCACAUCACAAUCCCAGCACCAAAGAAGGACAGACGCAAACAACUCAAGGAGUGGAACAACGAGAGGUCGGGCAUUCCAUUCUCACCGAUCUCAGAGACACCAGCUGUCCAGGAUCACACAUCAGUCAGACCGCCAAGACUGCGCAUUCCGCUUAUCCCAGGCGAUCUCGAGACACUCAAUGUCUCAGUCACAUCAGCUUCCAGCGUUUCCAAGCCAGAAGCACCACAAGUUUACAUGUUCAGCAACUCCGAGAGAGUUCACUCAUUCGCAGCAGAGAACUUCAAGCCUCUCCAGCCAGUCCAGAUGAGAAAGGUCGAAGGCGAAAAGAAAGAUGUCGCCCCAGCCGUUGUCAGAGUUGAAGUCCUCGUUAUUCCAUCAGUUCCACCACCAUUUGAAGUUCCACGCAUUGAAAGAGAUAUUGCUCCUUCAUUCAGAGCCGCAUCAUCCAGUUCUCAAACACCAAACGCUCCAAAUGCUCCUCAAGUAUAUAUGUACUCCAACAAUUCACGCGACGCACAAUCAUUCCAAGUUUCAUCUGCAAAGGGCGCAACAGCUCCAAAGAUCGAUACAGUUACUCCAGCUACAUCAGAGCAGAAGGUUGGACCAGGAGAACACCAGGAUGUCAGUGUUCCUGCUUCACCAGCUCCAUCUAACGAAUCUAUCCCAUCAUCUAUCUACAGAACAUCACCACCAAGAGUUCCUCUUUCUUCAACCGUCGGACCAGCUCCAGUCAGAAGAAGACUAGGACCACCAGAGAUCAUUGUCUUGGGUCCACCAACUUCUUGGUAA